Diospyros lotus (date-plum) is the source of this 2386-nucleotide messenger RNA. RefSeq names its product protein LUTEIN DEFICIENT 5, chloroplastic. NCBI's taxonomy places the organism in Eukaryota, Viridiplantae, Streptophyta, Magnoliopsida, Ericales, Ebenaceae. The record is from RefSeq and is a predicted model, not a curated record. The coding region runs from base 332 to 2200 and encodes 622 amino acids. Gene Ontology annotation, molecular function: beta-carotene 3-hydroxylase activity; oxidoreductase activity, acting on paired donors, with incorporation or reduction of molecular oxygen; heme binding. Gene Ontology annotation, cellular component: chloroplast. Gene Ontology annotation, biological process: xanthophyll biosynthetic process. The transcript has 16 exons.
AUUUAAUAUGAGGAGAGGCGAGAGGGGCAUCCGAUGGUUCAGAGUGAAUCAGUGAAACGAGGACCCGAAAGAUUCCGACUUUGUUCUUUAGCAUUUCGUCGAUGAAUGAUGAUACCCUCAGCUUCGGCUACUGCCCAUCUCCCAAUUUCCAACGUCAUUAUUUGAUUCUCUCUCUCUCUCUCUCUCUCUCUCUCUGUGUGCGUGUAUAUAUAUAUAACCGCAACAUUAUCAUUUUCUGUUAUCUCCUCUACGCGUGCAGAGGUGAGAACCAACGCUUCACUGUGCUCUCCAUUCUCAGCUUUUUCUGUAAGCUAUCGAUCCAAUCCUAGACAUGGCAGCGUCUGUUCCUCUCUUUCAAGUCCCUUCCUCGUCUUCCUCGUCAUCGUCUUCCCAUUUCCAACCUAAAAUUCAUUCUAAUGGACUAAGAUUCAAACCCUCCACUGGUUCUUCUCGGUGCUUGGUGAUUAGCUGCAGUUCGUCUAAUGGAAGAGAACCGAGUUCGCCGGACGACGGGGUGAAGAGCAUUGAGCGGAUUCUCGAAGAGAAGCGCCGGGCCGAGUUGUCUGCUCGUAUCGCUUCCGGCGAGUUUACUGUGGAGGGCUCUGGUUUUCCAUCACUUUUAAAGGAUGGUUUGUCUAAGAUGGGAGUUCCUAGCAGCAUGCUUGAGUUUCUAUUUAGAUGGACCAGCACACGGGAAGGUUAUCCAAAGGUUCCAGAGGCAAAAGGAGUAAUUAGUGCCAUUCGGGAUGAGGCCUUCUUUAUUCCCCUGUAUGAGCUGUAUCUCACUUAUGGUGGAAUCUUCAGGUUGACAUUUGGGCCCAAGUCAUUUUUGAUAGUUUCUGAUCCUUUGAUUGCUAAGCAUAUAUUACGGGAUAACUCAAAGGCAUAUUCAAAGGGCAUCCUUGCUGAGAUUCUGGACUUUGUGAUGGGAAAGGGGCUUAUCCCAGCUGAUGGUGAGAUAUGGCGUGUUAGACGGCGUGCCAUAGUCCCAGCAUUACAUCAGAAAUAUGUAGCAGCAAUGAUUAGCUUGUUUGGACGAGCUACGGAUAGGCUGUGUGGAAAACUUGACGCCGCUGCAUCAGAUGGAGAAGAUGUGGAGAUGGAAUCACUUUUCUCCCGUUUGACAUUGGAUAUAAUUGGAAAAGCAGUUUUUAAUUAUGAUUUUGAUUCUUUGACAAAUGAUACUGGGGUGGUUGAGGCUGUAUACACUGUCUUGCGAGAGGCAGAAGAUCGAAGUGUUGCACCAAUUCCAUUCUGGGAAAUUCCAAUAUGGAAAGACAUAUCGCCAAAGCAAAAGAAGGUUAAUGCAGCUCUAAAGCUGAUCAAUGGAACACUUGAUGACCUGAUUGCAAUAUGUAAGAGGAUGGUUGAAGAAGAGGAGUUGCAGUUUCAUGAGGAGUACAUGAAUGAACAAGAUCCUAGUAUUCUCCACUUCCUGUUGGCAUCAGGGGAUGAUGUUUCUAGCAAGCAACUUCGUGAUGAUUUGAUGACAAUGCUUAUAGCUGGACAUGAAACAUCUGCUGCAGUGCUGACAUGGACUUUCUAUCUUCUUUCCAAGGAACCUAGUGUCAUGUACAAGCUUCAAAAUGAGGUUGAUUCAAUCCUAGGAGACAGGUUUCCCACCAUUGAAGACAUGAAGAAACUUAAAUACACAACCCGAGUAAUAAACGAAUCCUUGAGGCUAUAUCCACAGCCUCCUGUAUUGAUUCGGCGUUCUCUUGAAGAUGACAUGCUUGGAAAGUACCCAAUAAAAAGAGGUGAAGAUAUAUUUAUUUCUGUUUGGAACUUGCAUCGUUCUCCGAAGCACUGGGAAGAUGCUGAUAAGUUCAAUCCUGAAAGAUGGCCUCUAGAUGGACCUAAUCCAAAUGAGACAAACCAAAAUUUUAGUUAUUUGCCUUUUGGUGGAGGACGACGAAAAUGUAUUGGAGACAUGUUUGCAUCUUUUGAGACUGUAGUGGCACUGGCAAUGCUUGUUCGGCGAUUCAAUUUCCAAAUGGCACUCGGAGCACCUCCUGUUAAAAUGACUACUGGGGCAACCAUCCACACAACAGAAGGGCUGAAGAUGACUGUUACAAGAAGGAUGAAACCGCCCAUAGUUCCUGCACUGGACAUGCUUGGUCUGAAGAUGGAUUCCAUGAGCCUUCCUCAAGCAGAUCCAGUACUUGGCCAGAAAGAUGAAGUUUCUCCUGCUCAUUCCUAGAAUUCGUCCUUCUGCCACGCUCAAACCUUAGAGCACCUCACGGGGGCCAAUGUCGAAGUUUUAGUACAAGUUACUAGCCAUAGCCAUUGGAAGAUUUGUCAACCUAGUACCCUUGUUAUGCAGUCUAUUAUGUCUACUGUAAAUCAAUAUUUGAUUCAAACCAAUCUAAGAACAAAGUCUUAUAAA